UAACUACAGGUGUCUGACUCAGGUCUAACGAAAGCCUGACUCAAGUCUAACUAAAAAUCCUUGCUUUGAAAAAAAGAGAAUAGAGAAAGAAAUCCAGUUUCAGAUCAGAAAUAGAGAGAGAGAAAAAGAUGACUGAGUUCUUUUCUGCCCCAAAAUUAGGUUUACUUCUUCUUUUUCUUGUAGCCCCUCUGGUUUCAGGGGAAGAAUUAAGUACCAAAGAAUGUGAGAAUCUAGGGUUUAAUGGUCUAGCUCUUUGUUCAGACUGCAAUACAUUUGCCGAGUAUGUCAAAAACGAAGAAUUAGUGUCGGACUGCAAGAAAUGUUGCACGGAGGAUUCUGAUGAUUCCACGAGCAAGAUCACUUACUCCGGUGCCUUGAUAGAAGUUUGUAUGAGGAAACUUGUAUUUUAUCCCGAAAUAGUUGGUUUUAUUGAGGAGGAAAAGGACCAGUUCCGGUCUCUCAAAGUUCAGUAUAUCUUCAAUUCUCCUCCCAAACUUGUAAUGUUGAAUGAAGAGGGUCAACACAAGGAAACAAUAAGGGUUGACAACUGGAAACGUGAACAUAUUCGACAGUUCUUGAAAAAGAAAAUGAAGUCUGGCUCAUCGGCAAUCUAAGAUAUGAAGUCUGGUUAAAUUUGAGCUUUAAUCUUGUAGUAGAUUCUAUAUUAUUUGUCGUUAUGAACUUCCUCUCAUAUGAAAUUUCAUUCGAAAAAUACAAGUACAUAAACAGAAUAAUGAUUUAUAUGAUCGGGAGACUGUACUAGAAAUUGAACUUCUUAAAACAGUUUUGGCCAAUCC
Messenger RNA from Papaver somniferum (opium poppy), 797 nucleotides. Its product is annotated as selenoprotein F-like. The record is from RefSeq and is a predicted model, not a curated record. The transcript has 4 exons. Gene Ontology annotation, molecular function: oxidoreductase activity. Lineage: Eukaryota; Viridiplantae; Streptophyta; Magnoliopsida; Ranunculales; Papaveraceae. Bases 129 to 614 code for a protein of 161 amino acids. Gene Ontology annotation, cellular component: endoplasmic reticulum lumen.